AUGGCAGGCGCGGCGCCCUCUUCCUCCGCGCGCCAGAUAUCCCACACGCAAUUCGUCGAGCACCUCCGCCGUGCCGCCCGCGCCCGCGACGGCGAGCCUCUCCACGCCUGGGCGCUCAAGUCCGGCGCCGCCGCCCACACGCCCGUCUCCAACUCCCUCAUCACCUUCUACUCUUCCCUCCCGCGCCCCCUCCUCCCGGCGGCAUUCGCCGUCUUCGCCGACAUCCCGGACUCCACCCGGGACGUUGCUUCAUGGAACUCCCUCAUCAACCCGCUCUCCCGCCACCGCCCCCACGCCGCGCUCUCCCACUUCCGCGCCAUGCUCUCCUCCUCCGCCGCCGCCAUCCUCCCUUCGCCGCACUCUUUCGCCGCGGCCUUCACUGCAGCGGCGCGCGCGCGCUCCGUUUCCGCAGGAGCCGCCGCCCACGCUCUCGCCUGCAAGCUCCCCUCGGCCAGCUCAAACGUGUUCGUGUCCACCGCUCUGGUCAACAUGUACUGCAAGCUGGACCUCGCCGCUGACGCCCGGAGGGUGUUCGACGAAAUGCCCGAGCGGAACGGGGUGUCCUGGUCAGCCAUGCUGGCGGGCUACGCCGCGGGGAAGUGCUCCCAGGAGGCCUUUGAGCUCUUCCGGCUGAUGCUUGGGGAGUGCCCGUCGGAGAAAAACGAGUUUGUGGCCACGGCGAUCCUCAGCGCGGUUAGUGUGCCGCUGGGUUUGCCGAUGGGGAUACAGCUGCAUGGGCUGGUCGUGAAGGAUGGGUUCGGUGGGUUUGUAACCGUUGAGAACUCGCUUGUCACGAUGUAUGCCAAGGCUGCAUGUAUGGAUGCAGCAUUCCGUGUGUUCGAGUCGACCAAGGAGAGGGAGUCGGUCACCUGGUCAGCGAUGAUCACCGGUUACGCGCAGAAUGGGGAUGCAGAAAGCGCGGUCAGUAUGUUCUCAAACAUGCAUGCUGCAGGGUUCUCACCGAAUGAGUUCACCUUCGUUGGGGCGCUCAAUGGGUGUAGUGAUAUAGGAGCGUUGGUGGCAGGGAAACAGGCGCAUGGUUUGAUCGUGAAGCUUGGCCAUGAAGCGCAGAUAUAUGUGAAGAGCGCGCUGGUUGACAUGUAUGCCAAGUGUAGCUGCAUUGAUGAUGCGAGGGUAGGCUUUGAUCAGCUGUAUGAGGUUGACAUUGUCCUUUGGACGGCAAUGGUUACUGGGCAUGUGCAGAACGGAGAGCACGAGGAAGCCCUGAGCCUGUACUCCAGGAUGGACAAAGAGGGAAUCAUUCCCAGCAACUUGACUAUAGUUAGCGGUCUUAGAGCUUGUGCUAGCAUUGCAGCGUUGGAGCCAGGGAAGCAGUUGCACACUCAAAUUCUCAAGUUCGGGUUUGAUCUGGGCACUUCUGUUGGAUGCGCCUUGUCCACAAUGUAUUCGAAAUGUGGGAACCUUGAAGAUAGCUUGGCUGUCUUUAGAAGGAUGCCCAGCAGGGAUGUAAUUGCAUGGAACUCGAUCAUUGGUGGGUUUUCGCAUAAUGGGUGUGGCAAUGGUGCGCUGGACCUGUUUGAGGAGAUGAAGCUAGAGGGCACUGCUCCUGACCAUGUAACAUUCAUUAAUGUACUCUGGGCUUGCAGUCAUAUGGGCCUAGUUCACAGAGGGUGGAUUUAUUUUAGGUCAAUGACCAAGGACUACGGUUUAACUCCUAGACUGGAUCACUACUCGUGCAUGGUUGAUAUGCUUAGCCGGGCAGGGAUGCUAACAGAAGCAAAGGAUUUCAUAGAGUCAAUUACUAUUGACCAUGGAACUUAUUUGUGGGGUAUAGUACUAGGAGCAUGUCGUAGAAUGCGGGAUUUCGACAUUGGAGCAUAUGCAGGUGAACGACUGAUGGAAUUAGGUAGCGAGGACUCAUCAGCAUAUAUAUUGUUGUCAAACAUCUAUGCUGCCCAGAGAAAAUGGAAUGAUGUUGAGCGAGUGCGACAUCUGAUGAAACUUCGGGGAGUUAGCAAAGAUCCAGGAUGCAGUUGGGUUGAGCUUAAUAGCCGAGUUCAUGUGUUUGUUGUUGGGGAACAGCAGCAUCCUGAGGCGGAAAAUAUAAAUGUGGAGUUGAGAAGGUUAGCUAAACACAUGAAGGACGAAGGUUACUGCCCAACAUCUAAAUUUUCAUGGGACGAGGAACCAAACACACUGGAAGAAUUUCACGAGGAAGAUCAAUUAGAGCUGGAAUUAGUAUCAGCAUUUUAGCUGAUAUCCUAAACUGCAAGAACAAUACAGAACCAGCAAUGAAUACAGCUAGGUGCUGCAGCCAUUUCUACAUGUUUGAUGAGACUGGGAUGGCAUAUCUUCAUCCAUUGAAAAAUGUAUCAUUCUGAAUACAUGAGGUGUUAUGUGCUUCCAUGGCUGAAGAAUGAUGGCAAUUGUUUCAUUGGUUCAGCAAGAAAGACUUCAUAUUGACGGCAUGAAAUCAACUUGCAGAUCAUAGGACACAGUGCUAUUUUUCAGUGCUUCAAUUCCUUAUCUGGCACGGUGCUCAAAGCAAGAUGACAGCGGAACAACUUUUUCUGUGCCACAUGCUGCAGAGAAAUGUGAUGGGACUUUGCACAGUGAUUUCGUUAUCCACAUGCUAUAUAACUGCCUCUCAAAAGCAAGAAUGUUGAAGAUUGUAUUGGUUCAGAAGGACAAUUGUGCAGCUUCACGUUGCAGUUUAGACAUGUUGGAAAAUUCAAUGAAAAUAGCAACAUUAUAAUGGGAUACAGAAAAUAAAACUUGUGACUGAUUCGGUCAAACAGAUAGAUCUUUUGCCAGAAGCUGAGGUAAUCAGGCGUUAGUUGACAUACCACUUGAUCAAUACAUGACGGAAGAUUUCAGAAUUCGUCAGUCUUCAGGUGCCAGAACAGUGUAUUCUCUUCUGCUUGUCACGAUUGACAAAUGAGAAAUACAGUAGAUGGCAGUGUUACAAGUGGGUUCUUAUGGUUGAAGUCAGAAGGCUGCACCUUAUAACCCGGAACCGGAUCUGGUGAGAUUUGUACAACAAGAGAAAUUCUCCUUCGUCGCCAUGUGCCUCGCUGAAGAUGAGCCGCCUCCACGCGGCGAAAAAAUGCGCUCGCCACGAGCCGAUUUGGCCGGUGCCAUUGAGCACGCACGCAUAUCGCUUGUUUGCGGUGUCUGUUUGGUUCCUUUUUUUCCGCCAAAACCUCGCGGGCCAUGUCUAUUGUUGUAUUUGCUAGAGAUGCUGUAAGAUUAAUUCCGCACUUGAUCACUGAUGUACUGAAGGUGCUGUGAGUUGUCAGGUCUUUUUUUUAGGGAGGGAAAAGAAAAGUGAGUUGUCAGUUCUUGAUUGGACUUGAACCAGCUUUCCUGCCUCUGAACAAAGACGAUGUUCACUUCAGUCAGCGGAUACUAGGAAAACUGCAGUGAUGUUUUCAGCAUGUGGUGUUUUGACCGGUCAGUCAAAUUGCUUCUACGGGCGUGUGUAUAGACUACACGCGGAUGAUUCCAGCAUGCAUGGUUGAGCUGUUUUCUACUAGUUGCCCAUUUCACUCAACUGAUUAGGACAUUCCCAAUGAUAAUGCUAUUUGCUUCUUGGACAGGAAGUUUGUGUUUUGUGCUGACUUGACCAGAGUUUAUUCAGCGUGGUCGCCAAGCAAGCAGAAGCACCCACAGUUUUUACCUCACACCGGGUGUGUGCUAUAUAAUGCCCCUGCUGUGGCUGCAACUUGUACACAGAAAACACCGAUCUCAAGAAAUUUGAUUCAACC
Lolium rigidum is the source of this 3728-nucleotide messenger RNA. RefSeq names its product pentatricopeptide repeat-containing protein At2g33680. The transcript is spliced from 3 exons. Gene Ontology annotation, biological process: RNA modification. The record is from RefSeq and is a predicted model, not a curated record. NCBI's taxonomy places the organism in Eukaryota, Viridiplantae, Streptophyta, Magnoliopsida, Poales, Poaceae. Bases 1 to 2214 code for a protein of 737 amino acids. Gene Ontology annotation, molecular function: protein binding; RNA binding.